AUACAGCUCUCAGAAGCCAGAUGCGCUCGCGAACAGACUUUGACGCAGAUAAACGCGAUGAAUGUGUGUAACCGGAGUUGGCUUCACCCAGUGAUCCGUUAGCGCCCUAUGGAGCGGGCUGACCGGGGGAAAGACAGCAGGUUGCUGAAGAACCAGCCGUACGACGAGAGCCUGGAGGUGAUCGACUCCGAGGAGGUCGCGAGCGUCUACAGCCCGACUCCCCGCAGCCAGCGGCAGUCAGAGUCCAGGAGGAGCAGGAAGGGGCGUGGCCUGAUGUCGGCAAAUAGUGACGAGUUGGACGAGGACCUCAACGAGCCAACCGGCAGGAGGCCUGGGGUCAGUCCGAACGAGGACGAGGAGGAAGAGGAAGAAGAGGAGGAGGAGGAGGAUGACUCUGAUGAAGAGGACUCCGACGAUGACGACGAGCCCGGCAAGGCUCUGGAGGGGGCGUACGACCCCGCAGACUACGCCAACCUGCCCGUCAGCACCGAGAUCAAAGAGCUGUUUCAGUACAUCACACGCUACAGCCCUCAGUCCAUGGAGCUGGAGCACAGCCUGAAGCCCUUCAUCCCAGACUUCAUCCCAGCUGUGGGAGACAUCGACGCCUUCCUGAAGGUGCCGAGGCCGGACGGUAAAGAGGACAGUCUGGGUCUGCUGUUUCUGGACGAGCCCAGUGUGAAACAGUCGGACCCCACGGUGCUGUCGCUGUGGCUGUCAGAGGAGAGCAAACAGCACGGAGCCACCGAGCUGAAGAAGGUGACGAGCGUUGCCAGUCCUCAGACCAACCCUCGGGCGGUGGACAGCUGGGUGGAGAGUAUCAGCGCUCUGCACCGCUCCAAACCUCCGGCCAGCGUUCAGUACGGCCGAGCGAUGCCGGACAUCGACAGCCUGAUGCAGGAGUGGCCGGCUGAGCUGGAGGAGCUGCUGGGCCGCCUGCAGCUGCCGCCCGCCCGCCUGCACUGCAGUCUGGCCGAGUACAGCGACGCCAUCUGCGGCCUGCUGGACGUCCCCGUGUACAACAGCAGGAUCCAGUCUCUGCACCUGCUGUUCAGCCUCUACCUGGAGUUCAGAGACUCGCAGCACUUCACACGCAGAGCUUAGGGAGAGGCUGGAGGAUCUGAGAAGCAGACCUGUGGUCAGUGUGCAGAAGAAGAAGUGAAGGCUGAUUUAAUGUCUGUAUUCCAGCUGCUUGUUUAUAUUCCAGAGUCCCAGCAGUUGUGUUCACAGCGUUCGGAGUUUGACUCAGUUGAUUGAACUCAAAUAACAGCAAUAAGACUUCAACAGACUCAGACACAGUUGUGUUAAAGACCUUCCUUUCUGUUUAAAUAUUAGUUUAAUGUCAAUAAGCAGACCUUAAUGUGCAUUGUUUACUCACAGGCAGUACAGAUAGUUUAGGAAAGAGCUGCAGGCUGUCAUUUACUCAAGUACUGUACCGAAGUACUUUGACUUUACUUGAGUAUUUCCAUUUUCUGUUACUUUUCACUUCUGCUCCACUACAGUGAAAUGUUGUACUUUUUACUCCAGUACAUUUAUUUUUCCACCUCAACUUCCAGAUUAAAAUGAAUGUCUCUCUUGAAAAUGCUCUUUGAGUUUAAUUAA
Molecule: messenger RNA, 1599 nt
Organism: Cottoperca gobio
Lineage: Eukaryota; Metazoa; Chordata; Actinopteri; Perciformes; Bovichtidae
Gene: ift46
Product: intraflagellar transport 46 homolog (Chlamydomonas)
Exons: 6
Coding region: 109-1101 (330 amino acids)
Biological process (GO): cilium assembly; intraciliary transport
Cellular component (GO): motile cilium; microtubule organizing center; intraciliary transport particle B
Source: RefSeq, a predicted model, not a curated record